Molecule: messenger RNA, 1935 nt
Organism: Exophiala aquamarina CBS 119918
Lineage: Eukaryota; Fungi; Ascomycota; Eurotiomycetes; Chaetothyriales; Herpotrichiellaceae
Exons: 7
Coding region: 1-1935 (644 amino acids)
Cellular component (GO): cytoplasm
Source: RefSeq, a predicted model, not a curated record
AUGCUAGAAGACUUUUCGUACUUUGCCCUGCUGGACAAAGGAGAUGCUGCUGUCGAUGAUGGACAGACAGCAGUACAGGGGUCUGAACCUAGUACGAUGGAGACCGAGACACCGAAGCAACCUGCAAAGUCAAGACCGAGUCGGGAUCUAUCCCAAACAGCUACCAGCCUCUUCGGCAUAAGCUGUACGCGACAGAUUAAGUCUGAGAAGUUGAAGCGGAGGUCUGCCGAUGUCACGAGGAGUACGGUGCAGAAAGCCGUGAUCGUGAUUUCACCGACGGCCAGAGGCAUGGGUGAAUUGAGAGAGCGUCUCGGCGUCGUCACCGCUGCUUGGUUUGCGCAGGAGGAUUUUUCUGAUAUCACAAUUUUGAAGGAAUUCCAGGAGAGCCUCGAGAGAGGUCCUGCAAUGCCUGACGAUGGGAGAGAUCACCACUUUGGCCUGUCUCUGCGAGAAAUGAUGUAUGAAUUCAGAUAUCAGACUUUGGCUUUGGUGAAAUGUCUGUUGUUGCAGCGGAAGAUGCUUUUUUUCGGGUCCAAAUGCGAGCGACUUUGCAUGAUGCAGUUUGCGUUGAUCUCCUUGAUUCCGGGCUUGAUCCGUAAUCUCCAGGAUUCCGCCGAUCCGACUCUCGAUUCUUACGGUCGCACGGUCGAGAGACCGACGACUUUGAAGACGAGUGAACGAAAUUCUUUACUAUCAUAUAUGGGCUUACCAUUGCACAUAUUCGGCAAGGGCUCCUUCUUCGGUCCAUAUACGCCCCUUCAGCAGCUCGACAUCCUUGCCGAUUACGAUACGAAAUCAUACGUUGUUGGCUCCACCAACAGUCUCCUUCUUCAGCAGAAAGAACGGUAUUCUGAUAUCCUGAUAAACCUCGAUGAAUCCAACAGCAUCACGAUUACCUCACCAUCUCUUCGCACCGCACUUUCUCUUUCAGCCGCCGACCGCCGAUGGAUAGAUGCUCUAACACAAACGGUGCUCGACACGUGGGACCCAGAGAACCCAUCACGGCCGAAGAACAUGGGCUUCGCAGGGUCCGAGGAUGCCAUUCGUCUUCAAUUCGAAGAAUAUGUCCUGUCACUGCUCAGCUCCAUGGCGUACCAGGUGUACCACGAAUCCAUGUCCGAGGCUAACGUCCCUACCAGUGUCAGUAACACCGAACACUACCCGGACCCAGCCGACACCGCCAGCGACUUCAACCCAGAGUUCCUCGCCAUGUGGCGCGAAACCAACAACUUCGCGCUCUUCAACCGGCUGACGGAAGAACACCGCAUUUUCGACAUCAUCGAACCACGCCACCCGACCGCCGGGGGCCUGAACGUCGAAGAUGUCCAGCGGCGGCUCCAGCAGACGGUCGCGGAACUGCAUCUCGACGAGCGCGUGAGGGAGGGAAGAGAGCAGCUGGGAAAGACGUUCGCCUCUGGAAAGGAGAGGGUCGGCGCCGGCGUCGCCCGCUUCUGGGCUGAGGUCGAGAAGGCCAGAGAACAGCGGCAAACCAAACAGGCGCAGCGCAGCCGCGAUGCAAGCCAAACCCGUGACAGCGGUGGAGACUGGGAGAUGGUCGGCGACACUGCCGCCAAGGGGAAGGAAAACCUCGACCCUUCAUCUUCGACUACCACCACGGCGGCACCCCCGGAGCCAGGCACUCCGUCGACAUCAACACGGAACCCCUCAACCGAAGCCUCAGGAGGAGGAGGAUGGGCGGCAUCGCUGCGCGAGCGCGCCACAAAGACCCAGUUCCAGAAGCCUAACGUCGACACAGCGCAGCUCCAGGCGUCGGCGCGCGAGAACGCCGCCAAGGCGGGCGCGUACCUCAGUUCCUGGGGAAGCUGGGCGAAAGAGCGCGUUCAGCAAUCCAAAACUGGAACCGGCGGUGCAGAUGCAGGUGGUGGUGGCGGUGGUGGUGAUGGCGCAGCUGCUAGGAACGAUCCAAAAGCGUGA